Molecule: messenger RNA, 4837 nt
Organism: Miniopterus natalensis
Lineage: Eukaryota; Metazoa; Chordata; Mammalia; Chiroptera; Miniopteridae
Gene: PRX
Product: periaxin
Biological process (GO): regulation of RNA splicing; peripheral nervous system myelin maintenance
Cellular component (GO): nucleus; cytoplasm
Molecular function (GO): protein binding
Source: RefSeq, a predicted model, not a curated record
CUCCGGCAGAGCGAGCGGCGAGCCGCCUGAGCCCAGCCGAGCCGUUGAACCUUUCCGCGAACCCCCCGAACGAGCGGCCCUCGGGCUUCCUUAAAGGGGAGAUGCCGGAGUGGGUGGGCCCGCACGACCUGCGUGAGCCUCGCAGAGGGGCAUGUGCCCUAAGGGCCGGCUUAGGAGACGCUUUAAAGCGCGAUGGCGGGCUCUGGGCGACGUCUGACGUGCCAUGGCGACCCCUCGCCGCCCUCCGCAGGAGCUGAGGCGGGCGGAGUUGGUGGAGAUCAUCGUGGAGACGGAGGCGCAGACUGGGGUCAGCGGCAUCAACGUAGCGGGCGGCGGGAAGGAAGGAAUCUACAUUCGUGAGCUGCGCGAGGACUCGCCCGCGGCCAGGAACCUCAGCCUGCAGGAAGGGGACCAGCUGCUGAGCGCCCGCGUGUUUUUUGAGAACUUCAAGUACGAGGACGCACUACGUCUGCUGCAAUGCGCCGAGCCUUACAAGGUCUCCUUCUGCCUGAAGCGCACUGUGCCCACCGGGGACCUGGCGCUGCGGCCUGGGACCGUGUCUGGCUACGAGAUGAAGGGCCCGCGGGCCAAGGUGGCCAAGCUGAACAUCCAGAGUCUGUCCCCUGUGAAGAGGAAGAAGAUGGUGGUGCCUGGGGCCCUGGGGUACCCUGCAGACCUGGCCCCCGUUGACGUCGAAUUCUCCUUCCCCAAGUUCUCCCGUCUGCGUCGGGGCCUCAAAGCUGAGGCUGUCAAGGGUCCUGUCCCAGCCGCUCCCACCCGCCGGCGCCUCCAGCUGCCUCGGCUGCGCGUCCGAGAAGUGGCCGAAGAGGCCCAGGUAGCUCGGCUGGCUGCCGCUGCUCCUCCCCCCAGAAAAGCCAAAGCGGAGGCUGAGGUGGCAGCAGGGGCCCGUUUCACAGCACCCCAGCUGGAGCUGGUUGGGCCUGGGCUGCCAAGCACAGAGGUGGGUGUCCCCCAGGUCUCAGCCCCUAAGGGACUGGGGAAGGAGGCCCCUGCAGCAGAAGCAGCCACUGGCUUUGCCCUACACCUGCCAACCUUUGGGCUUGGAGCCCCUGCUGCCCCUGCUGUGGAGCCUGUGGCCGUAGGGAUUCAGGUUCCCCAAGUAGAGCUGCCCACCUUGCCCUCGCUACCCACUCUGCCCACACUACCUUGUUUGGAGACCCGGGAAGGGGCUACGGCAGCACUGACAGUGCCCGCCCUGGAUGUAGCAGCGCCUACUGUGGGGGUGGACCUGGCCUUGCCAGGUGCAGAGGUGGAGGCCCAAGAAGAGGUGCCUGAGGUGGCCCUAAAGAUGCCCCGCCUCAGUUUCCCCCGCUUUGGGGCUCGAGCAAAGGAAGUAGCUGAGGUCAAGGUGGCCAAGGGCAGCCCUGAGGUCAGGGUGAAGGGGCCCAGACUUCGAAUGCCCAGCUUUGGGCUUUCUCUCCUGGAGCCCCGGCCCACUGCCCCUGAAGCCGCUGUUGAGAGCAAGCUGAAACUGCCCACCAUCAAGAUGCCCUCCUUUGGCAUUGGGGUCUCAGCGCCUGAGGUCAAAGUGCCCAAGGGGCCUGCAGUGAAGUUCCCCAAGGCCCCAGAGGUCAAGCUCCCCAGAGUGCCUGAGGCAGCCCUUCCAGAAAUGCAACUCCCAGAGGUGGCACUUCCAAAAGUGUCAGAGAUGAAAGUCCCAAAGGUGCCCGAGGUGGCUGUGCCUGAGGUGCGGCUCCCAGAGGUGCAGCUGCCAAAAGUCUCUGAGAUGAAGCUCCCAAAGGUGCCCGAGAUGGCCGUCCCUGACAUGCAACUCCCAGAGGUGCAGCUGCCAAAAGCCUCAGAGAUGAAGCUCCCAAAGGUGCCCGAGAUGGCUGUGCCCGACGUGCGACUACCAGAAGUGCAGCUGCCAAAAGUCUCGNUGCCCGACGUGCGACUACCAGAGGUGCAGCUGCCGAAAGUGUCAGAGAUGAAGCUCCCAAAGGUGCCCGAGAUAGCCGUGCCCGACGUGCGACUCCCAGAGGUGCAGCUGCCGAAAGUGUCAGAGAUGAAGCUCCCAAAGGUGCCCGAGAUAGUUGUGCCUGACGUGCGACUCCCAGAGGUGCAGCUGCCGAAAGUGUCAGAGAUGAAGCUCCCAAAGGUGCCCGAGAUAACUGUGCCCGAUGUGCGACUCCCAGAGGUGCAGCUGCCGAAAGCCUCAGAGAUGAAGCUCCCAAGGGUACCCGAGAUGGCCGUGCCCGAUGUGAGACUCCCAGAGGUGCAGCUGCCGAAAGCCUCAGAGAUGAAGCUCCCAAGGGUACCCGAGAUGGCCGUGCCCGAUGUACGACUCCCAGAGGUGCAGCUGCCAAAAGUCUCAGAGAUUAAAGUCCCAGACGUGAAACUCCCUGAGAUGAAGCUCCCGGAGAUAAAGCUCCCCAAGGUGCCAGAGAUGGCUGUGCCCUAUGUACACCUCCCAGAGGUGCAGCUGCCAAAGGUGUCAGAGGUGGGGCUGCCAGAAAUGCAAGUGCCAAAGGUCCCAGAUGUGCAGCUUCUGAAGGCACCUGAGGUGAAGUUGCCCAAGGCUCCAGAGGUGCAGCUAAAAGCUGCCAGGGCAGAGAAGGUAGAGGGGGUGGAAUUUGGCUUCAAGAUGCCCAAGAUGACCAUGCCCAAGAUGACCAUGCCCAAGUUAGGGAGGGCAGGGUCCCCGUCACGAGGCAAGCCAGGGGAGGCAGGGGCCGAGGUCUCAGGGAAGCUUGUAACACUUCCCUGUCUGCAGCCAGAGGUGGACAGCGAGGCUCGUGUGGGUUUCCCCUCUCUCACUCUGCCUUCAGUGGAGCUGGACCUGCCAAGGGCACUCAGCCUGGAGGGGCAGGUCCCAGCGGCUGAAGUGGGCAAGGCGGAGAGGGCAGAAGGCAGGGUAGCACAGGCAGAGGGCAAGGUGGAAUGGGCAGAGGGCAAAGAGGCAGCAGGGGUUGGGGAAGUGGCCUUCCGGAUGCCCUCUGUUGAGAUCGUCACUCCCCAGCUGCCCACAGUGGAAGUUGAGGAAGGGCGGGUGGAGGUGAUGGAGAUGAAAGUCAAACCCACCUCCAAGUUCUCCCUGCCCAAGUUUGGACUCUCGGGGCCAAAGAUGGCCAAGGCAGAGGCUGAGGGGGCCGGGCGAGCCACCAAGAUGAAGGUGUCCAAGUUCGCCAUCUCACUCCCCAAGGCUCAGGUGGGGACCCAUGCUGAAGCUAAAGGGGUUGGGGAGGCAGGCCUGCUACCCGCCCUCGAUCUGUCCAUCCCACAGCUCAGCCUGGAUGCCCAUCUGCCCACAGGCAAGGUGGAGGUGGCAGGGGCCGAUUUCAAGCUCAAGGGUCCCAAGUUCACCUUGCCCAAGUUUGGGGUCAGAGCCCGGGACACUGAGGCAGGAGAAUUAGUGCCAGGGGCGGCUGAAUUGGAGGGCAAGGGCUGGGGUUGGGAUGGGAGGGUGAAGAUGCCCAAACUGAAGAUGCCCUCCUUUGGGCUGGCUCGGGGGAAGGAGGUGGAAAUCCAGGGUGGGCGUGUCAGCCCCAGGGAAAAGGCAGAGUUUAUGGCUGGGCAGCUUAAGAUCCCUGAGGUAGAGCUGGUCACACUGGGGGCCCAGGAGGAAGUGGGGGUGAAGGGGGAGGUAGCUGUCAGUGGGGCACAGCUGGCAGGCCUGCAAGUGUCCACAAUCAGGCAGGCAGGCACUGAGGGCCAGGAAGGGGGGCUGAGGAUGCCCCUGGGCAUCUCUCUGCCCCAGGUGGAGCUGACCAGCUUUGGUGAGGCUGGCCUGGGUGCCUCGGGACAGCAGAUUGAGAGUGCAGCUCCUUCAGCAGAGGGCACAGCAGUCUACAGGGUCCAGGUGCCUCAGGUGGCCUUGUCUCUGCCUGGAGCCCAGGGGGAGGGUGGUGAGCUGUUGGUGGGAGAGGGCGUCUUCAAGAUGCCCACUGUGACAGUGCCCCAGCUUGAGCUGGACAUGGGGCUGAGCCGAGAGGCACAGGUGGGCGAGGCAGCCACAGAAGAGGGUGGGCUAAGGCUGAAGAUGCCCACACUGGUGGCCAGAGCUGGGGCUGGGGUUGAGGGACCUGGAGACCAGCCCCCAGGGAUCGAACCAACCUUUCACCUCUCACUGCCUGACCUGGAGCUCUCACCACCUGCCAUGGGCAGCCAUGCCGAGUACCAGGUAGCAGAGGGUGAGGGAGACGCUGGACACAAGCUCAAGGUUCGGCUGCCCCGGUUUGGCCUGGUGCGGGCCAAGGAGGGGGUUGAGGAGGGUGAGAAGGCCAAGAGCCCCAAACUCAGGCUGCCCCGUGUGGGCUUCAGCCAGGGCGAGGCUGUCACUGGGGAAGGCUCCCCCAGUCCUGAGGACGAGGGGGAGGAGGAGGAGGGCAGUGGGGAAGGGGCUUCUGGUCGCCGAGGCCGCCUCCGAGUUCGCUUGCCCCGAGUGGGCCUGGCUACUUCUUCCAAGGCCUCUCGGGGGCAGGAGGGCGAGGCAGCCUCCAAGUCCCCUGGUGGGGAGAAGUCCCCCAAGUUCCGCUUCCCCAGGGUGUCCCUAAGCCCCAAGGCCCGGAGUGGGAGCAGGGACCCAGAAGAGGGUGGAUUCCGGGUCCGACUGCCCAGCGUGGGGUUUUCGGAGGCAGGGGCUCCAGGCCCCACUAGGUUGGAGGGGACUCAGACUGCUGUUAUCUGAAGCUCCUGAGCAGAGGGAGACUCUCCUCCCGUCUUUCCACUCCCCACCCUUUGUUUCGUGUGUGAGAUAACCAGCACUAACCUUCAGAGGGCUGGGAGGUAGGCCACUGACUGGGCAGGGCCGGGGAGGCCUGGUGCCCAGCUCAUUGGCAAGAGUGUCUGUAUCUUGCCAAGCCAUGUGAAUAAAUAA